UUGAGUGCAGAGCGCAAGCAUGGACAUCUAUAAAAAACAAUACGCGCAAGAGGGAGGAGACGCAGUUAAGGGAGUAAUACAUGCAAGCACUCCGGGUAAAAAGUCCAGUUUAGAUGUUUUAUAUUCCCCUCUUACUGUAACCGUGUCGCGACACCAUCCACGCAGAGGGAACUGAAUACACAAGUGGCGCGCGCGCACACACCCACUGCAAUGACAAGGAAUACAUCUGCUCUGCGUCUACGGAAGACUCCUGAAGGAACUGCAUUUUCGCUUGAAUGUAUCCGAGGAAUCUCUGGACGAGGAUUACAAAAUGAUAUGUAAUUUAAAGCGCCUAUAACAGAUCCUUUCUUCAUCUCCUCUCCUUUAUGUCGGGGUUUGCCUCCAGUAUUCAUUGUGCCCAAUGAGAAGAAUUAAGCUAUCCGUUCAUUCAGUUCCACUCAAAAGGAGGGAGGAAAAAGAAACAGAGGGAGAUGAGAGCAGCAAAUCCCUUUUUUAUUCAUCUUGUAGCGUUCAAUAAGUGAACAAUGUGUCGCCUAUCAGUCACCGAGGGGAUCAGGUCUACGAGACUGUCCCACACGCUCAGUGCUGUGAGCAGAGCAUCACUAACACACAGACUGUAAGAGCAGCAGCAGCAGCAGCAGCGGCGGCACUGGCAUUGGAAUCCCAUCCAGGACCCUUUCUGUGACUUCUACGCCGAUUUUAUGAAUAAACUUUGAUCCACGCUGUCAGUCGCACUGGAAUGUGGAGUGAUAUCAUGCGGGUCCUCGCGUUGCUCCUCGCAGUCAAAGCGGCAUGUGUCCUCCUGGUCUCCUCUCUCACUGGAACAGUGGCGGUGAACAACAGCGGCCGGUGGUGGGGUAUUGUGAAUGUGGCAUCCUCAGGCAAUCUCCUCACCAACUCCAAGAAUGUGCAGUUGGUGUUGGACCCCAGCCUGGCAUUGCUAAGUCGUCGUCAGAGAAAACUGAUCCGGCAAAACCCAGGCAUUUUGCAUGCCAUUGCAGCAGGCUUGCAUACAGCCAUCAAGGAAUGCAAAUGGCAGUUUCGUAACCGCCGCUGGAACUGUCCAACCACCCACAGCCCCAACGUCUUUGGCAAAAUUGUCAACCGAGGUUGCCGUGAGACUGCAUUUGUGUUUGCCAUCACAAGUGCCGGUGUUACUCACGCCGUGGCUCGUUCUUGCUCUGAGGGAGCCAUUGAGUCCUGCACCUGCGACUACCGGCGCCGGGGUCCUGGAGGGCCAGACUGGCACUGGGGAGGCUGCAGCGACAAUGUGGAAUUUGGCAGGAUGUUCGGGCGAGAGUUUGUAGAUUCCAGUGAGAGGGGUAGAGAUCUUCGGUAUCUGACCAACCUGCACAACAAUGAAGCAGGGAGAAUGACAGUCGCAUCGGAGAUGCAACAAGAGUGCAAGUGUCAUGGGAUGUCUGGGUCCUGCACUGUGCGAACAUGCUGGAUGAGACUACCCAGCUUCCGUGUAGUGGGAGACUUCCUGAAGGACCGUUUCGACGGUGCAUCCCGAGUCGUGUACGCCAACAAAGGCAGCAACCGUGCAUCCCACCGAGCUGACCCCCGCCACCUGGAACCAGAGAACCCAGCACAUAAGCUCCCUUCGACCCGGGACCUCGUGUAUUUUGAAAAGUCACCCAACUUCUGUUCCUACAAUGGCAAAACAGGCACACAUGGCACUUCGGGACGUACCUGCAACAGUUCAUCGCCGGCACUGGAUGGGUGCGAGCUGCUGUGCUGUGGACGGGGAUACAAAACUCGAAUGGAGCAGGUCACAGAAAGAUGCCACUGUACUUUCCACUGGUGUUGUCAUGUGAGCUGCCUCAACUGCACCAGUACACAGACUGUCCAUCAGUGUCUAUGAUCAACAAACAGAACAAACUGGAGGCAAAGAACCCAAACUGGGUAUUGAAACUGUGGCCACUGGGGUAUCUGGAGGUUAUAUAGGAAUGAAUAAACAUGUUAAGCAUAAAAACUGGAGAAAAGAGAUAAGAUAGCACAAUUAAAAGGGACUAAAGAUUUUGUUGGCUGAAUAGGCAAGUAUAUUCAAUGUAUUAACUACUGAGAAAAGUUCAAAAGUACAUGUGCAGGACUCUUGGCUGAUGGCAGUCCUUGAAAAACAUGAUAGUUUUGUGAUGUAGGGCUUCAAAUCACACAAAAUAGGUUGAGAACCACUAUGCACAAUUCACAUGUAGACAGUUUAAAAUUCAGCAUGCUGAAGCACUAGUCCUGGGGCUUGAGUUUGUCUUCUCUUCUCCUGAUCGCCAUCUCUGGUGCUCUGGAAGCUAGAAAGUAGUAACUGGACACAGUUUGACAGAUGUUCCUGUGGUUAGCGAACCACAAGCAUGCUCUCUCAUAAACCAGUGCAAAACUCUAACAAGAGGGCGGUUCUUUAAAAUAUUUUAGCGUUUUGUUUUCUUUAGCUGCAGUCCUACUCGUCUCACAUAAAACUGUGUGAAGUGCUUCUCAAGGGAUGGGGCUUCCUUUUCCGAUUACUAUGUAGCGGAAUCCCGAACUCGGCCCAACCUCUCGUGAUUUCCCAUUCGGACCUGCCACACUUCCCGUCAUUGCUUUGAGUCUCCUGCCAUUUUUUUAUACCAUUUAUGAUUAUGUGGUACACCAUGUUAUUGUACUGAUGGAAAAUUAUUGGGAAAAGAAAAUUAAGAUUGACCCUAGAUUGACUCGUCAAUUCGGCUAUUUUUUUGUCGGAAGUUGUCUACAUCGAUUACGCACAAGUUCAUACUAGUUAUAAAAAAAAAAGUGUGUAAAGAUAAUCCUGUAAAUGCCCUGCUACCUAGUUUACAGUGGGCAAACAGUUCACAUUUAUGUUUUUGAAAGAGCCACAAUUAUGGAAAUUGUAUUUUGUAUAUCAGCUAACAAAACCAAAAUGUUGUAAAUAUUAUAAAUAGAUAUGAUCUAUAUAUUUAUGCUGCAACUUGCAAUGUGAGAAAAUGAUUUAAUCUGAAAGUGGGGUGAAUACAAUAUCAUUAUUCCAGCCAGUUGUGUGCUAAUUUAUGCGAUGAUAGGCCACAUAUAUCUCAGAGACAUGAUUACUUUGUCAAAUGCCUGAUUUGCUUGUCUCUAGACACUUGUGUUUUACAUGCACUGAACAUCAUCUUUUAAUAUUGUGAAUGAAAAGUAUUUAUUAUUGUAUGAUGGCUUUUUUAGAGAAGAAAUGCUGAUAAAAGGAAAUAUUUAGCUCAGUUUAGAAGAGUUGUUUUCAUAUAGAGUGAUAGCACAAUAAAGUUUAUAUUUUCAUUA
Carassius carassius (crucian carp) is the source of this 3264-nucleotide messenger RNA. RefSeq names its product protein Wnt-1. The record is from RefSeq and is a predicted model, not a curated record. Gene Ontology annotation, cellular component: extracellular region. The transcript is spliced from 5 exons. The coding region runs from base 740 to 1867 and encodes 375 amino acids. Gene Ontology annotation, molecular function: frizzled binding; cytokine activity. Lineage: Eukaryota; Metazoa; Chordata; Actinopteri; Cypriniformes; Cyprinidae. Gene Ontology annotation, biological process: neuron differentiation; canonical Wnt signaling pathway; multicellular organism development.